CGCCCGCUUAUCGAAUAGCUGAUAUAAUUACAUGGAAGUCGUGUGCCUCGAUUGUUGUUAAUAAGGGAUGUCGAAAUAAAGUUUAAAUUUAAAAUGCUUAAUGAUCAUUCCAUAAAUCAAAUAAACAAUGGCUUUGGGCCAAUUUUUGAUGAACGUAAAAGUAGAGAAUUGUAUACGAUGUUUUUAAUGCUUUGUUUAAUAUGUUUAUUUGUUGUUCCUAGUUAUUUUGGUUUUACAACAGUUUUUCAAACUAGAUGUUUUGUAGAAGAUUUGACAUUAGUGUCUAUGGUGAUCUCAUCUUUAAUAAUUGGAGAGUUUUUGCGACGAAUAUGCUUUUUUUAUGAAGAAAAAUUUCAUGUUGAUUCAAGACACAAUGGUUCAUUUGGAUUAGCACUGUACAAUUGCAUUGCUGUAACUAACAAUUUAAGUGUAAUUUGCAUUACCUUUGUUUUAACAUUUGCAAUUACUGUUAACUAUUGGCUGUUUAGUACCAAUGAAAUACUAUCAUUCACCGUAUAUACAACAUACGCAGUCUGUAGUUCUAUUGUCAUGCAUUUGUUAAAGUUGAAAGAACCUUCCCUUUUUGAGUAUUCUCAUAUGAAUGAAAUCGAAAACAAACAUCUAGCAGCAGGUUUAGCUUGGGGAUAUUAUUUUGGUUAUUUAAAAGAGCAACUUCCCAAGUUGGACCUGCUGAUUAAAAAUGCUGUUUCACCUGAUUUUGAGAUUGAAGGAAAUGAUGCUCGUGAUCACCUCAAACCAAUAUUGUAUAUUAUUAUCCCAAAAGAUUGUAAUUGUACCGAAAGCCUUCAAAAAUGUGACGAUAGGAUUAAGUUUCAGGACACUUCUAUUGAGGAUCGACGAAAUACAGGGGGAGUUCAAGAAAGAUCAUAUAAAAAUAGUGUUUACUCUAUCACUGAUAUAUUACCAAACGGCAAUAUAAAAUAUAAAUAUCUCUUAAUGGAAUAUGCUACUCCAAUUAAAAAUUUAUAUCUAAUGUCUAAACACUCUAAAACUGGUUUGAAUGAUGAGGAUCUUAAACGUGAAGUUACUUUGUUUUAUAAGAAACUAAAAAGUAUAUUAGAAUCUGAUUCAAGUUGUUCAGGGUUAUAUAAACUGAUUUUACUUGGGAGCACAAAAGCUUCUAAAAAUAACCUCGUUGAUAUCUUGAAUAAAGAAAUUGACGAUAUAAACGUAAGUAUUUAGCUUCAAGAAUGUAUAUUUAUAUAUAUAUAAAUAUAUAUAUA
Molecule: messenger RNA, 1244 nt
Organism: Hydra vulgaris (swiftwater hydra)
Lineage: Eukaryota; Metazoa; Cnidaria; Hydrozoa; Anthoathecata; Hydridae
Product: stimulator of interferon genes protein 2
Biological process (GO): activation of innate immune response; positive regulation of type I interferon production; innate immune response
Cellular component (GO): endoplasmic reticulum membrane; autophagosome
Molecular function (GO): cyclic-di-GMP binding; 2',3'-cyclic GMP-AMP binding
Source: RefSeq, a predicted model, not a curated record